AUUUAUGGUAAUGUCCGAGAAAUUCUUACUGGAAUCCAUUAUGCUUAUGUGAUAUACUAUGAUCUUUGUGACGCUGUCAACGCAUAUUAUUUUUUCUUUCAUCAAGUCGCGUCUCAUAAUCAGCAUGGAUUGAAAAUCCAGUUUUCUUCUAAAUCAUACCUGUGCAG
This is a messenger RNA of Racocetra persica, 167 nucleotides long. The record is from the annotation of a GenBank genome assembly. Lineage: Eukaryota; Fungi; Glomeromycota; Glomeromycetes; Diversisporales; Gigasporaceae.